AUGCCAACCACCUCAGGGCAUAGAUCCACGCUGCCGAUCUGCGGCCCCGAUCGCAAAUACAUCAAGAAAUCCCAGAUCCGAUUCACUCGUCCGGCCCAGAUGAGUUUGCUCGCAAAGAUAACGUGCUAUCCUCCCCUGGGUCAAGUAACCUGUCACCCAAGGACUACAAAGGCGUCAGAAUCCGAUGCGCUCCAUUUCACGGUAGUGCUCGAAUCCAGCACCGCAUUCCCUGUACAACCCUGGGAUGUCCAAAUCUGGCACAACAUCACGAGCCCGGAAUGGAGUGCAACUCCACUGGACAACUGUGGGCCUUCAGUGGCACCACUUAUGAGCGGCAAGGACGAGGAAUAUAAAUACUACCGUCAUGCGUUCUCAGGGAAGGUCGUCGUUCCUUCGAGCCCGGAGAAUGCGCAGUUUACUGUGCGGUAUCGAGUCAACCCUGAGGCUGAGUGGCAGUGGGUGAACCAACAGCAGAAUGCGAGCGAUGGGGUGCUGGUUUUUGCGUCGCAGAGCCCGGAAUUCCACUCUCUUGAGUCAACCGCUUCGGGGUUUAAGAAGUAUUUCGAGGAACUUUCCUCGGAAAUUGAGAUCCAACCGAAGAAGAGCGAAGCUCCCGGGUCCGACUUAUGGCAUCUCGCUGGGGAAAUUGAUUCCGCCCGUGACGGUGCGUCGGAGUACAAAGAACUGGCUCUUGGGGUGCCGGCAUCGGUUGUGCGAUACUUUUCCUUAGUCCGGAUUUGGAGCCCCUGGCUUGGGCCUAGACAUGGGAAGGGAAAGUUCGCGUUAACAGAGGAUGCUGUUGUGUGCUCGUUCCUCAGAACGGAUGGCGUGCAUCUUGUUCUCCUCGGGGUUUCUGGAAUAGACAAUGUCUUGACGGUGUUUGGGUCUAGUGAAAAUGGGGAGUUGGUGGUAAAAGCGCUGAAUGACAACACCAAGAAGUCUAGGUUCCAGGUACUCGCAUCUGCUGCGGAGGACUUUGAAGUUGCUCUGAGUGCUGUCGUCUACGAGGCGCGCAAGCUCUCACGGCCGUAUGCACAACAGGAAGCAACUGAAAAGAUCUCCCCCCCAGUUUCGCCGCCACCAGACGAUACUGUGCUGGUUGAAAAGGAAGUUAAAGCCCAGUGGCUUGCGGAGUGGUAUGACGGCUUAACAUACUGUACUUGGAAUGGGCUAGGUCAGGACUUAACCGAAGAGAAGAUCCUUCGCGGUCUCGAUUCGCUCAAGUCGCACGGAAUCAAGAUCGCUAAUCUGAUCAUCGACGACAACUGGCAGACACUAGAUGAGGCUGAUUCGCAGUUCAGGAGAGGUUGGAAGCAGUUCGAAGGGAAUCCGGAUGCUUUCCCCAAGGGCUUUAAGCAGACCAUAAAGUCUAUCCGUCAGAGUCACCCAAACAUCGAACACAUUGCAGUCUGGCAUGCCAUACUUGGGUACUGGGGAGGGAUCUCAGAGCAAGGAGAGCUUGCUAAGAAGUACAAGACGAAAAGGGUGGAAAUCAAAGAGCCAGCCGUAGGGGGCCCGAUCUCGCACGCCUUCGACAGAGGGUCAGUGCUAGCGAUUGACCCAGAUGAUGUUCAGCGCUUCUACGAUGACUUCUAUCGCUACCUCGCGUCCGUCGGAGUUGAUUCGGUCAAAGCAGACGCCCAGUUUUUCCUGGACCUCAUCAAAGACCCCGAAGAUCGGAGAAGGUUCAUAACGUCCUACCAAGAUGCCUGGUCCAUAUCCACUCUGAGACACUUCAGUACGAGGGCAAUCUCCUGCAUGUCGAUGUUCCCACAAGCCAUCUUCCACUCUCAGCUUCCGACCAACAAACCCGCCAUUCCGCUGCGCAACUCCGACGAUUUCUUCCCUGACAUCGAGGCGUCUCAUCCAUGGCAUAUUUUCUGCAAUGCUCACAAUGCAUUACUAACCCGCUACCUGAACGUUGUGCCAGACUGGGACAUGUUUCAAACAAGCCACCCCUAUGCCGGAUUCCACGCCGCCGCACGAUGCGUCUCCGGAGGUCCGGUAUAUAUCACCGACGAGCCAGGCCAGCAUGACAUCUCAGUCAUCGAGCAAAUGACCGCCCCGACAGUCCAGGGGGCGACAGUGAUCCUUCGACCCAGUCUCGUUGGCCGAACCAUGGACAUCUACCACGACUACAACGAAGGCCAUAUAGUCCGCGUUGGCACCUAUACAGGAUGGGCUGGCACAGGAAGUGGAAUCAUCGGUCUUUUCAACAUCUCAACCACCGACAAAUCCACCAUAAGCCACCUGUUAGAUUUCCCCGGCAUUCACCAAGAUUCCCACAGCGAGUACAUCGUCCGCGCACAUACCACCGGCAAAAUCGCGGAGAACCUGAAAGUCACAGACCCUACCUCGCUUGUCUCGGUCACCCUGCCGCAGAAAGGCUGGGAAAUCCUCACAACAUACCCGACGUAUUCUCACACCCUGAAGUCGAAGCGAGAAACCGGCCCCACGAAAGUCGCGGUGCUCGGUCUGAUGGGCAAGAUGACCGGCGCCGCUGGACUGAGAAGUUCUGACAUCUAUGUCGAAGAUAACGGUCGUCUUAGGAUUGAUCUCAGUCUGAAGGCGCUCGGGACACUGGGGAUCUACUUUUCGGAUCUUCCGGAGUGGGAUAUCGGAGAUAACUUCAUGGUUAUGAUCCUUGGGAAGCCCGUGCCUCGCGGAACGGUGUGGAAGGAGGGAGGGGAUUCGAGUAGGGUUCUGGCGGUUGAUGUCCUGGCCGCGUGGGAGAAGAUGGGGCUGAAGGCUGGGUGGAGCAAUGAGGUUCUGGUGGAGGUUUUUGUGGGCUGA
Molecule: messenger RNA, 2793 nt
Organism: Aspergillus heteromorphus CBS 117.55
Lineage: Eukaryota; Fungi; Ascomycota; Eurotiomycetes; Eurotiales; Aspergillaceae
Product: putative raffinose synthase protein Sip1
Exons: 2
Coding region: 1-2793 (930 amino acids)
Source: RefSeq, a predicted model, not a curated record